Molecule: messenger RNA, 870 nt
Organism: Trichoderma gamsii
Lineage: Eukaryota; Fungi; Ascomycota; Sordariomycetes; Hypocreales; Hypocreaceae
Exons: 1
Coding region: 1-870 (289 amino acids)
Source: RefSeq, a predicted model, not a curated record
AUGUCUCUUCUCAGCAUCCCUAUUGAGAUCCGUCUCCGUGUGUAUUCCGAACUACUUGUCCAAGAUAGCCCUGUUGAGUUUCGUGCGGACCAUGGCCCUAUCAAUCCACGCCUUUUGCGGAUGGAAAGGCAAGGACUCUAUCCGGCCAUUCUUCGUGUCAACAAGACGAUAAAUCGAGAGGCUAUACCGCUUGUCUAUUUAAACAACCGAUUUCGAUUUCCUGAUGCGUACACCUCUUUCGAACCUGAUAUAGGCUUGACAUUGUACAACUCCGACGUACCAUAUAUCGCGCCCUUCCUUCGACAAAUCGGAUCUAAUGCGGGCUUUUUGCGGCAUGUUUGUAUCAACUUCCCGACGUCAUUCGCUUCCUGGAAACCGUCCGUUCUUCACGAGGAGCAUAUUCAAGUGUUUCAACUUAUUCGGGAUACUUGUACGGAUUUGAAGACAGUUGAGAUUUUCUGCAAGCCACCCGACAGUAUAUUCUCGCUUUGGGAUGUUGACCUCGCUGCAGAGAUGCUGAAAACACUAGAUGACGCCGGCCUUAAGGAUAUGCCUUCUCUAGAGAAGAUUUUUGUGGUUCGUGGGGAGUAUGAUAUUGACGAAGAGGCAUUGGCGUCUCGCGAGAGCCUGAUGCAGAAAAUGCCGAGCAACAAAUGGGUUAUAGAGCUCACCAAGGUCCCGCCGAGAGUUUGGAUCUCUGAUGAUGGCAGGGUCGAAUUUGACAACGAUGAAGAUUGCUCUAGAUAUAACGACGAGAUGAAUAGAAUGGAACUGGAGAGGGAGGAGAGAGAAGAGCAAGAACAGUGGGAGGAAGAGUACUAUCGCCGGAGGAAUGACCCAUAUUGGAAGAAUGAUUCAGACUACGACUAG